AUGAUUGAUGUGUUUGCUGUAAAUCUUCGAGGUAUCUUCGUACGGCAUUCAUUCCAAGUACUUUUCGGGAGGAGAAUUCCAAGAAGAGCUGUGGUGGGAAAUAGAGUCAGUGCUAUUGCUGUUCCUCUGUUAUUUGCAUGUCAUCGUGAAUAUUCGAUGCUGCCUGCGAAAAAACAACCGAAAGUCCGGCUGCUCGCUUUUUACCUUGGUUUCGACGUAGACGCAGACAAGACUACGCAUCAUUUUCUGUAUAGCUGUUCAGAGGAGAGCGUACUUUCUGUCAGAUGA
Molecule: messenger RNA, 288 nt
Organism: Ostertagia ostertagi
Lineage: Eukaryota; Metazoa; Nematoda; Chromadorea; Rhabditida; Trichostrongylidae
Source: the annotation of a GenBank genome assembly